Vitrella brassicaformis is the source of this 3454-nucleotide messenger RNA. Lineage: Eukaryota; Vitrellaceae. The record is from the annotation of a GenBank genome assembly.
UUAACACAAUGAGCAGGCGGCAGUCCAAGCGCUCGUCGACCAGCACACAUGAGGGGCCUGUGGACACCAGCAAGGAGGACACAGUUGAGACGGCUGACUCAGAUCUUCCUCGAGAUGCGUCCAGCCGACGGCUCGUUCCGACAGAGAUAGCGGCCCGGGAGGACUUUGCCAGGCUGGAAGACAUCAUCAAGACCUACUCUGCCCACAGCCCGACGUACGUACGCCACGCAGCUACAUACAUCAUCCGUGUCGAGAACGAAGAGCUCUGAGACUCGUUGCGUGCAUCAAUCAGGCUGGGCAAGCGAGGAUGGCAGACACUGAAUCUGCAGAACCACUCGGCCGCGAGGAAGUCGCUUUACUUGAUUAUCGCCCAGCUGCCUCUCUUUGUCAACGUCUCCAACUAUGCCAUCAAAGAGUUCGCCCGCGUCCUGACUGUCUACCUUCUGAGCGACCACGCCUGGCUCUACCGUCAGGGCGAGCAUCACGACUCUGCCUACAUCGUCCUGGCGGGGCGAGUCACCAAGACCACAAAACGUCAGUGCAUGCCACGUGGCUCGAUAUAUAAGGCGAGGAAGAGCCCCAUGGAUGUGUGUGUCUUCUGUGUGCGACGUUGCUCAUUCGCAGUGCCGCAGCUCGGCGGCCAAACGCCAUCCCAUCACCAUGGGAGCAUCAUGCAUGGCAGUGGGACGCCAAGCCAUUCGCCGUCCCACAUCCACCCCCACCAGCAACAGUACAACUCACACGCCUUGUACCACACGGAGGAGGCCACAUUCGGAGCUAUCCUCGGUAGGUCUGCCUUCACGGACGACUGACAGGAUGCAUGGAGUCCCACUGCUCAUGACAUCAGGCAAGGAUGACGCGACGGCCCAGGAGUCUGCACGGGCACAUGGCGAGUGCGUGGUUGCCAAAUGCUCAUCCGAAAAGGUCAGCGAGAGAGACAGGGAUGUGGGUGUGGGAGGUGACGAGAUGCGCGUCACGGUGCCUUCGAUGCAGCUGCAACCAAGCGCAUUGCAGCAGCUGCAUCGCCGCGGAUAUCAGCGGGCCCUGCAGCAGCAGGAAAGGAGAGAGAUCGAGGCCCAGAGAAGAAGAGAGGCCCUUCAAAAGGCGACCGGCGUCAUGGUAAAUGCUUACCACCACUGAGAGCCGACGAUGAGAGACAUGCCUCUUUGUUUGUGUGUAGGGCAUCCACGCCGGACUGGCCGUGCAGGAAGGCAGCCCGAAAGCCCAACACGGUACCAGACACCAACACAUACCUCAUUGUGUGUCUCUCGUCACACCCCCUCCACAUGCAGGCCUCUCUCAAGACCGUCUUCUCAGAGUGUCCGCAGAAGACAUGGACGACACUCUCUCGGACCGCAGCAGUGAGGCCGACGCCAAGGACCGCCCCACGCAGCAUGACGUGGCGGACAGCACGUGGCGGAUGGAGGGCACCGGACGAUUCGCCAUCCGUCUCAACAACCCCCUGCUGGCCAAGAAGUACUGCACCUUCAGAGCCAGCAAUGAGGCGGGUGCGCGGCUGUGCAUCCACGAGGACAAUGUCAAUGAGAGGGUGCGGGUGCUUAACUCGGCCUGGGGCAAGCUCUCGCAGGACAUCGGCCUCAACUAUCGCGCCGGGGAGACAUCGGCCACUGGCGCCGCGGAGAGGGAGCCUCACCGCGUGUCCGGCCAUGACAGGAGGCCACACAGCCCGUUUGUAAGCGAAAGAGGUCAAUGCACAUUCGGGACUAGUCAAGGUGUGUGCAGGUACGGGUUCCUGGGCAUCGCCCACAACUGGAGCCGAUGGUAGAUUUUCUUGCUGCAUCGCCAUUGUUCUCGGUGGGAGGGAGGACACUAAAAAGGACUCGCCAUUACCUUUGAUGUGUCCCUCUCCUCAGGGUUUAAGGCGUCGCGUGCUGAUGGGUGACGGCCGGGAAUCUUGAAUCGCGUCUUCGACUUGCAUGUCUCCUCUCUGUAUGUGUGUCAUCUCCUCUCUAGACACAUCGGAAGCAUUUAAGGAUGAGGGCACAAACGCUGGCGUCAUACUGGCAAAGGUGGGCGGACAGACAGACAGACAAGGGAGCCACACACAUACGGACAGACAGAUACCGGGAGCUUUCUUCGGUCAGCAAGGGGAGAAGCCGAUAGUGCCCGCUGUCUUCGCUUUAAGGGAUGGAGUCAUUAAGGUACCAAGAUCGUCUGCAUGGCGGCGUCGCGUCGCGUCGCGUUGGCCGUUGCAUGCAACGGGAUGCAUUGCAAUGGGAUGCAGGUCCUUCGCACAUUGGAGAUAGCCAGCGCCACACGAUGGCCGUCCACCAAGAAGAUUGCACUCAAGUGACUCACACACGCGCUCGGUCGGUCGCUUGUUCCUUCGGUUGUGUUAUCCAUCCACUCUGUCUGCCAGGACAGCGCGAGAGCGCAGGAAGGUGACGAAGCUCACGACUGUGGAGGUGGGCAGAGAGAGAGGGAGACACGUGAGAAAAGAAGACCGACAAGCCGGACACUUCGUGUCUGUCAGGUGUGUGAGCUGAGGGCGAGAAAGUGGUGGGGGCAGGUGGAUCCUGGCCCGACAAGGUAAGGAUGCAUGAGCAAGGUAUCUGCGUGGAGUCACCAGAAUGUGUGCAGGGAGUAUCAGUUCACGUUGGUGACUAAGACCGAGUGCACCGUGUGCAGGUAGGUAGGGUGGUUGGUGGAUGAGUAUACUGAGCGAGACACAAAGACAGAAAGGCCACGCCUUCCCCUUCAGCUCUGACGUCUCUCCGCCUUGCAUUGCAGAGCGCAGCGUGCCAACCUACGCAUCAUGCUCGACGGUCUGUCUGUCUGACACAUGCAGCCAUGUCCCUCCCUCCCUCCCUCCCUCCCUCCCUCAUUGUCUCUCUCUGAUCGAUUCCUGUUUCUGUUUUCAGUCGACACGCUGGCCAACAUCCAGCGCUUCAUCGAUGACACAUUUCCAGACGAUGCACAGAUAAGAGCCAAGUCACGCGACACAGAGGAGUGGCGCACUUUCAGGACACACCAGAUUCAGAACAUCCGUGACACAUGCGAGGCGUCCACGCUCAAGGACUACUUUGCACGCCCCGUGGCCCUCAAGACAUUGCCCAGACAAGUGGCCUCGCUCAAAUCGCUGCAGAAAGAGGUACGUCAGUAUCUUCCCUCCGAGACCCCGAGACACUGCUGCCUUUUGUAGGCCUUCGAGCACCCAGAGCUAGAGAAAGAGCUUCAAGAGGUCACGACAGAGGAGCUCAGCCUCGUCCCGCAGCGGCCCAUUUUCCUCCCCUCCCUCCAGCCACCCAGACAACAAGUCCGCCACACGCAUCUCUCCUUCCUGGCAUCACAGCGCUCCAGGCCGGCCACCCGGAUGAGCGCACCAGCGGGGGAGAGGCAGUUGCAUCUCGCGGGGCUGUUUGCGUCGCAUUUCACAUCGACGAGGGGGCAGUUGACGGCCGCAACUUCGUUUGCCGGUGGCCGGGAGCACUAG